Epinephelus moara (kelp grouper) is the source of this 5281-nucleotide messenger RNA. RefSeq names its product high affinity choline transporter 1-like. Bases 384 to 2045 code for a protein of 553 amino acids. Gene Ontology annotation, biological process: acetylcholine biosynthetic process; choline transport; transmembrane transport. Gene Ontology annotation, molecular function: choline:sodium symporter activity. The record is from RefSeq and is a predicted model, not a curated record. Lineage: Eukaryota; Metazoa; Chordata; Actinopteri; Perciformes; Serranidae. Gene Ontology annotation, cellular component: plasma membrane. The transcript is spliced from 9 exons.
UAGAGAGUUCCAUCCUUCCUCGACUGAACCUGCCUCAUGAGCUUUGAAAGUCAACUCAGACUCUUCUCCCUCUUCACCUCAGAGCAUUUUGUUAAACUCUUCUAAGAGAUCGGUUUUGAAAUAGACUUUUUGUUUUCUUUUUUCAAGUGUAAGAGACUUAAGAACACCUGUUAACUGUUUGUGUUGCCCUCCAUCUUUUGGCAAUUUCUUCUACUCCCCAACACUGUGGAUGAGUGUUGCAGGGAUCUCUCUCCUCCUGGACUGAAUUUAUUUUCUGGCCUGUUCUCCAUCCUGUGAGAAUAGUCUCUGUUCCUGCUUCACAUCAUCACUAAGAACUGACACGUACUGUUAACCCUAGAAAACGCACACAGAGGUAGUUCAGGAUGGCUCUCAAUGUUCCGGGUCUGGUGGUGAUGGCAGCGUUUUACCUGCUGAUCUUGGGCACAGGCAUCUGGGCGUCCAUGCGCUCCAAGAAGGAGGAAAAGAAGUGCUCAGGAGAUGGCAUGGAGAUAACAUUACUGGCCGGACGCAAUAUCAACUUGCUAGUCGGCAUCUUCACUCUUACUGCUACAUGGGUGGGUGGAGGCUUCAUCCUUGGUAUAGCUGAGGCAACAUAUAACCCAACACUCGGCGCAGUAUGGGCUCUCAUGCCUGUGCCUUACGUUCUGACCUUCUUCUUGGGUGGCUUUUUCUUUGCCAAGCCUAUGAGAGAGAACAAGUACGUGACAAUGAUGGACCCCUUCCAAAAGAAGUAUGGGAACGUUCUGAGCAGUGCGCUGAUCUUUCCCGCACUGGUGGCCGAUGUCCUGUGGGUGGCACGCACACUUGUCAGCCUGGGUGGAACUAUGAGCGUGAUCCUGGACCUGUCCUACGUCUACUCCAUCAUCAUCUCCUCAGUGGUGGCCAUAAUCUAUACACUGCUGGGGGGGCUUUAUUCUGUGGCCUACACAGACGUCAUCCAGCUCAUCCUCAUCUUUGUCAGUCUGUGGGUGUGUGUUCCUUUCCUGUUGACCAACCCUCACUCUGUGGACAUCUCACUGACGGCCUACAACGAGACCUUCCAGGCUCCCUGGGUAGGCACGGUGGAGCUCGAUGAAGCUGGCAAGUGGUUUGAUGACUUCAUGCUGCUGGCUCUGGGUGGUUUGGCCUACCAGGCGUUCUACCAAAGAAUCCUGUCUGCGUCAUCUUACACCCAGGCUCAAGUGACCUGCUUUGCCUCUUCAGCCUUCUGCCUGGUGCUGGGUAUCCCCUCCAUUCUGGUGGGGGCUGUGGCUGCAUCUACAGACUGGAACUCAACCAGCUAUGGCUUGCCAACCCCAUAUGAGCGUGACCAGGCAGGCUCCAUCCUUCCCAUUGCCCUGCAGUUCCUCACACCACCCUACAUCUCUGUCAUUGGCAUUGGAGCUGUAGCUGCUGCUGUCAUGUCCUCCAUGGACUCAGCUCUUCUGUCCUCCGCCUCGUUGUUUUCCUCAAAUAUCUACAAGAACAUCAUCAGAAAGCAGGCGUCAGACCGUGAGAUGCAGUGGGUGAUCCGUAUCUCAGUAGUGGUGGUGGGUCUGGCUGGCACUGCCCUCACCUUCCUGGAUAGCAGCGUCCUGGUCUUCUGGCUUGUGGGUGUGGACAUGUCCUACACCAUCAUGUUCCCUCAGCUGGUUUGCGUCCUAUUUUUCAAGGUGUCUAAUGGCUACGGAGCCACUGUGGGCUACCUGAUGGGAAUCAUCAUGAGGGUCCUGAGCGGCGAGCCUCUCAUCGGCCUCCCGCCUGCUAUCAAGUUCCCUGGCUGCCGGCUGGAUGAUGAAGGAAAGCUAACCCAGUUCUUCCCCUUCCGCACUGCCAUCAUGGUAAUCUCACUAUUAUCCAUCCUGCUCUUCUCCUGGCUGACGUCCAUCAUUUUCAACAAGGGUCUGCUGUCUGAUAAAUGGGAUGUGUUCAAGAUCAAACGUAGGGAGAAACCAACAGCCAGGGCCGCAAGCGUCAAGGGGACCAACUCUGGUAGGGAGGAAGCCUCUGCAGCAAAGCAGCUACUGGACACCACCAGCUGCUAAAGAGGCUCAUGAGGAGGGAGAAAAGAUGGGCACUGGCUGGAGGCGGACAUUUUUGUUUGUCUGCUAAGCAGGAGUUCACAGAGGGGGAACAACGGCAAAGACUGGACAUUAUGUACAGAUCCUGUGCAGUAUUGCAGUGAAUUUGUGGCAAAGACAUUAACAUUAGCAGAGUGUGAUCUUAGCUCUCUGACACCCGACUUCAUCAGUUGCCUCAUUGUCUUCUCCAGAGAAUACAGUAAAGAUAGGCUACCUGGCUGAGUUGUGUUAGCAAAUCAGCAAUUAGCCAGCAUAGCAUAUAGGGAAGAUAGUUACAUGCAUUGUACAUAUAUAUGGUCAUACAUCACUGAAAUAAAAGCAGUCCACACAAAGAACCCAGAGGCAAGUUCAACCUUCAAGCCAUUUAAAAUCAUUUACAUUUGGAAAAAAGAUAAAGAUUAAACAGACGUAAAAUGUUCUUUACAAUACAGUUUAUACCUCUUAUUCAUUUGACGGUUCUUACUAAAAACAGACUUGUAAAUUUGUACAGAUUUAUAUAAAUAUUUUUGUACCAACAUUUUGACAAAUUAUGAUACCGCCUUGAGAUUCCUUUUCAAAAGACCUGAAUUCAGUUCCUUAAGACCAUCACGCUGUGGCAACACCAAAGACACUCAUACAAGAUGUCAUCCCAAUGGAUCAAUCAGUCCAACAGAAUGAUGAUGAAAACAGUUUACAGUUCACAUCAAAAUUGUGAUUAUUUAUUCGAUUUUGCUUUUUGUGAGAGAAACUGCAUCACAUAACCUCGCAAAAACAGAUAAACAAUGAGCCAUCUCUUUCUUUUUUACUAAAUAAUCAGUUGCAGGUGUGGUGGCCAGGAAACAUGUCUCACGACACCGUACUGUACUGCUAGUGCACCUAGCUCCUCUGUUAACCUCUGUAAAUGAUUUGCAGUUAUGUGCAGCAUGACGGGGCUCUCUUUUACACCAGAACAAAGAAAUGUUAUCCAAAGAACACAUGCACACUCUGCACUGUUCCAUUUUAUUAUUUAACAGUUAAACUGUUGUUGUAGUUGAUCUGCUGCCUCGAGCUAGGCUUAACAGCACCAGUAACUCUUCUUGGAUAGCUGGUCAAUAUUAGAUCUUCUAAAAUUAUAUACGCACAAUCAUUGCCUUUACACCAAUGUGACUUUAUUCUAAAAUGACACUGUGCCGUUUUCUAAUCACCAAACUGCUCAGCUGUGUGUCAUCAGAAACUUCUGUUUGCAGCAGUCUACACUCCUGAAAAUGUUUUUUUGUAAAUAUGAAUCUGUGUGCAAGGAAAGAUCAUCACAGUUGUGUGAACAUAUCUAAGACGUGAAGAUUUAUAGUUACAUGUAAAUUUUCACAGAGCAACAUUUACCUCCAUCUCUCAAAUACUGCUCUGUAGACACCAGCAAGUUUAAGACUCCUGUUUUUUUUUUAAACCACACAGGUAGUGAUGACUAAAGUGUCCCACCCUGGCUGACUGCUCUGAGUUGGGUUGCAAUGCAAUGCUGGUGGCUUUGCUGUGCAAGCAAUAUUAAAAAUUAAAAAAACAGCAACCAUAAACACUUGGACGGAAGUGACACAAACACUAUUUCAGGUUUUUUAAACGCUCAAUAGUUUUGUUCUGAUGACUAUUUAAUAUUACCUGUUUUGUCAUGAAUAGCAGCGCGAACUUCAUCUCCAAUCACGCCACAGUUAUUGUAAGCCCAUUCCCCUCAGCCGCAAUUUACUCAUGUGAUUAAUAAGUGAAUGUAGCAGUUUUUUCAACAACUGCAUGGAGAGAAAAAACACCAUCCCUCGUUUUCCUCCUCCUCACCCAUUCCUCGUCCUCGUCUUUCCUCUGUCCGUCCAUGUGAGAGAUAUGCCUUUCAGUUUGUUGGUGACCUUGCACUGUAUGGUUUGUUUUUGUUAUAUACUGUAUGCAAAGCUGUAGUUUACAGUGGGAUCAUUUUUUCCUCUGAGGUGGUGAAAAUGUUUGCAGCUAAGGUCCUGAGAAUUUACAUUAAAGAUUCACAGUAGUGCAGAUUUGACUCCCUUUUGAAUGAUUAGAUUUUAUCAGAGAGCAGACUGUUCAAUGACCCUAGUGUUUUUUAAUGUAUGUUUUGUUUUACUGAGCCUACAUUGUAGUUUGUUGUGCAAAGAGAUUCCUGCUAAUGAGUGACAGUCAGAAAGCCUUCCUCUACCAUACCGUUGCUAAUAAUAAUAUCACUGGAAGCUGGUUUCACUCCACUGCCGGCAGUUAUGUGCUGGUUGUCGUAAAAGGGGUGUUUACUCGUGUCACUGUUCGAAUACCUCAUGAAGUGGUAAUGUUGGCUUUAAGUAUACAAAACCUUUACCUAUGAGUCUGACUUCUAUCCAAAGCAUACUGUAUAAUGUCAUGUUCCAAAGACUGAUUGCACAGAACAAACUGUUCUCAAAACAGGACGCAUUCAGGACAAAAUGCAUCUUUUUAUGUGUGAUUGUGAUUUCUAACUGUAAUAUUCUCUUGUAUACUGUACAGUCUAAUCAUGAUUUGUAUAUUUACACUUUGUAUUUUUUAUCAAAGCUGAUCACUAUGCGUUGUGAGUUCUAGAAGAGAAACAAAAAAAGUGUGUUUUAUCUUAAGUUAGCAACGUUUAAAGUGAAAUAAAUUCACCUUCAAUUCUGCAGAACAUUAAAUGUAAUUUCACCUUGACAAGUCGCUGGGUGGCAGUUCAUUUGUGUCAGCAGUGAUUCUGAACAGCUGUUGAUUGUACACAUAUCACAGGAAAUACAUGUUACAUAUGGCUGAGUGAAAGUAAUAUCCAUUUAAAAUUAACACUCCUGCCUGAUAAUGUUGCCAGACAUGAUUUGAUGGAAGAAAAUGUGCCUGCGGCCCUCAGCAAGCCGUCCGCAAUACAGUGAAUGAUGGCAACACCUUAAUAAUGGAGCAUGUGCAUAUUGUCAUCUGUGCAUUUCGUCACUUUUUGAGGAGAAAUGUUUUAUUUUGUAUGUGGGGUUGGCAUUUAUUAUCUAUGAAAAGUACUGGACAGUUGUUAGUUUUAUAAUAUUAAUAGGUAGUGAGUUCUAUAUUGUUUCCCCUAAUAUCUAUUUGGUUUUAUACUAUUAUGCAUGUUGAUUUUCAUUAACAGUGUUGUUUGUAUACUGAACUUUUGUGAAGGCUGUUCUCUCUUGCCACUUGGCAAGGUCCUACUUUGUAAUCUAUUAAUGUAAAUCCCCAUGGGGUGAUGUUCUGUCAGAAUAAAGGCUUAAACCAAA